GACACUGGUCGUUGCCCGCGAGAAUCAGGGCGCUCGCGCACCGUCCGUUGCCUGACUUCUGCUAGAACUAAUGGGUGUCUAACGUUAGCUAACUGGAGGCUAAAGUUCCCUAAAAUAAAUAAACUGCAUCCUUACUCAGAUGUCAAAUAAGAAAUUCAAGCGGCUGGACUGACAUAAUGUCUUCUAUUUCAAAGCGUAAAAGAAACACACGGGACAUGAGAUGUGUGUUGUUUCCAGAGGACGUCAAAGAAACUUUCUCCGGGAGGAGCUGUGAGCACUCUAAAGCUACAAAGUCAUGGAAGCGAUGUGGUGAGAGCUUCUGGGACGCUCCUGUGGUCAAGAAACCUCAAACAACAGGAAGAACAUGCAGGACUGUGCAGCAGUUGAGGCAGUCAUCCAAGCUAGUGAGGCAUGGCACAGGAGAAGAGGAUCCCAUCCACAUUGCAUGGAGCUCAAGUGAUGAGGAGCAGUCUGAUAAUGAAUGUCAGCUCCAUCUUCCUCUCAACGCCACAAAGGACUUGGUGCAAUGUAAACCAUGCCCUCAGGCAAUGGUCAGCUCUUCCAGCAGAUACCUCCGUUUGUUCAACACAGGAGCAGACACAGAUGACCUUCCCUCCAUUGAUUCAGAUAGUGAAAAUGAGAAACAUGAGAAUUCUACCUCAAAGGAACAAAAUCCUGUGGUGAUGGGUGAGAUCUCGGACUAUUCCUCUUCUGAUAGUGAAGCAGCUCCAGAGCAGGACAGCCGGCUGACCUACUCUUCUCUGAAACCAACAGAGCAUCGCCGAAGGUCUGUCAGUGAGUGGGUUCGGUCUGCACAAGCACUGCUUCAGACGCCUCAGAAACAAACUGACAGAGCGUUGAAGACACCUGAAGACUCUGGCAAAAAGAGGCGCCGGUUUGAAUGUAGGGGACUUGCAGAGAGACUGAAUAGGCUACAGUGCCGACAGAGGUCAGCUGUAAGCUUCUGGAGGCACCAGUCUGAGUCCAGCAUUACCACAGCUACAGAAAAGACAGGUGUGUUAGUGCUACAUGUGCGGAACGUGCGGGAUUUUUGUGGGAUGCAGGCUGCGUUGUGUGAGAGACCUUAUGAGAAGAGAGAGCCAUGUGUGGCUCUUUUCAGCAAGGAUACAGCCACUCACUUGGCGCCAGCUGUAGGUGACACUAUCUGUGUCUAUCCACCAUGUUAUUGCUUUUUUUGUCACCUCCCUCAGGCAGUAAUAAUUUGUCUAAUUCUUUCAUGCUGCAGGCAAAAUUUGAUUGUUGAGGGGGAGCAACAUCCCGUAAUCCUGAACACCCAUUUCAGUCAGAAAGUUUUAUCAGGGGUAAAGCAGGAUAGCAGUGUUACCUGCCCAAGAGUUCCAUCCUCAGAGAAGAUUAGACCCUACCCUUUAAUCAGGUGCUUAUGGCAGAGCGAGAAAUGUAGCCCAAGCAAACAGAUGUGUGCACAAGCUAAAAGCGAUGCAGGAGAAGCAUUCGAGUCUCUCCUGGACGCUGUGGAGACUUCCUGGCCAUCAGGAUCUCUUUGUGGCCCUUUGGAGGUUGUGGUUCAGAGGGUCUAUUUCCUUCCUGUCAAACACUCCUCUACCAAAAACUUACUUGGACACAAAACUGUUCGCAAGCCUCUGCCUGGACCAACGCAAAAGCGGAACAUUGGCAGGUUUUGUAUGCUUGUGCAAGAUGUUUAUGGCGUGUUCAGUGAGGUGGAGUUGCAGUAUGUAUCUUCAGAAGUGGAGCUAAAACACCGUAUGGAGCAGCUGGAGGGUAAAGUGUGUGUGCUGCAGGGCCUGAAAGUGAUCCAGCGCCUCACUCGUGAGAGAUGUACUAAGCUUUUCAGUUUGAUUGACAGUUUGUGGCCUCCUUUGAUUCCUUUGAGGGUUCAUGGAGAGCAGUCAUGCCAUCAGACAGACAGAGUCCCAUCACCUAGCUUCUGUUAUAGGCUGGCUGGACAACAAGGCGCUGUGUUACCUCAACAUGUGUCCCCACUAUACCGCCCACCUGUAGUUCUCACCCUCCAAGAGGUCUUACAGAAUGAGCCUACUAGUGGCUGGUGCAGCUUCAAAGCAGUUGUGGUGUAUAAGAGAGAACAGAAAAGUAACAAAUCCCUUAACCAGAGUGUAGGAGAGGACCUCUUGCUGUUUGUCACUGACUCCAGCCUGCAGAGCACAGGGAGCACUAGCAGAACACUGCCUGUGUAUGUGAGCACCUCUUGCCUGCUCCAGACCUGCAUCAGGGAGGCCAUUACAUCCCCCCAUCUCAGACCAACACUAGUUUUUAGAGAUGCAGUGAUGGAGAAUGGUCGAUUAUUUUGCUGGGAGCAGUCUGUGAUCCAGCUGGAGUCUGAACAGAGCUUUUUUUUGCCGCAGCCCGUUCUGCUGGACCAGCUAAGUUCAGAGAGCGCAGCCUGUUCUCUCUGCACUCUUACAGGAGUGGUGAUUGAUGUGGACGAGGAAUCUGCUUUCUCAUGGCCCGCCUGCAGUCGGUGUGGAAGUGACUGCUUAGAGGCAAUACAGACCAAACAGGAAGCAUUUCUUUGUGCAACAUGUGGAGCUGUCGACACACCAACUACAAAGAUGCAGCUUGAAGUAUUCAUUAGUUGUCCGUUACUUAAUCACUGUACUGUGAAAGUUAAGCUACAGCAGAAAUCCAUUAUGUCCCUCUUGAACUCCACAGGAUGUGCUGAGAAAUAUGAAGUGGAGAAUGUACUUGGAAAGGAAGUUGGUCCUCUCCGUGCAUUCAUUCAUGUUAUCAGCAAGAGGACCACCCUUUGGAUGAGUUUGGACGAGAUCAUUCUUUGACUCGUCCUUGUUAAAACACACCUGUGGAUCUUGCAACAUAGUUGUCACAGCCAUCCUAAUAAAUCUACAUUGAAAUGAAAUAUGUCUUUUACAGACUCUUGAGUGUUUGUGUGCCAUCAUCUCAUGUUGCUCAGUUCUCUUUAGUGGUAUAUUCUGAAUUUAAAAAUGCUACAGCUACAAACUAUAAGCAGCCCAUCAGAAAUAUUCCGCCAUCACACACCACUCUAAAAAUGAGUUGUUGCACAGUGCUACUUGUAGAAACAUAUUGGUGUUUGCUAGUAUACAAAAUAUAAAUAGCUUAUGUUUUUUCUGUGUUCUUUACAAAUGUGCAAUGUUCUAAUAGUCCUUACAGAGAUUUUUUUUCACACAAUAUUUCAGACUUCCAAAAGAAUGUGUAAUUGAUUAGAAAAUGUGUGUAUUUUUGUAGCAUGUAUUUUGCACCCUUCACCUGAAAUAAAAAAUUGCCCUACCCUG
Molecule: messenger RNA, 3269 nt
Organism: Pygocentrus nattereri (red-bellied piranha)
Lineage: Eukaryota; Metazoa; Chordata; Actinopteri; Characiformes; Serrasalmidae
Gene: spidr
Product: scaffold protein involved in DNA repair
Biological process (GO): double-strand break repair via homologous recombination; regulation of establishment of protein localization to chromosome
Cellular component (GO): nucleoplasm; nuclear chromosome
Source: RefSeq, a predicted model, not a curated record